Suricata suricatta (meerkat) is the source of this 12698-nucleotide messenger RNA. RefSeq names its product A-kinase anchoring protein 13 (gene AKAP13). Gene Ontology annotation, cellular component: membrane; actin cytoskeleton. Gene Ontology annotation, biological process: positive regulation of canonical NF-kappaB signal transduction; adrenergic receptor signaling pathway; regulation of Rho protein signal transduction. Gene Ontology annotation, molecular function: MAP kinase scaffold activity; guanyl-nucleotide exchange factor activity. Bases 310 to 8700 code for a protein of 2796 amino acids. The transcript has 40 exons. The record is from RefSeq and is a predicted model, not a curated record. NCBI's taxonomy places the organism in Eukaryota, Metazoa, Chordata, Mammalia, Carnivora, Herpestidae.
UGUGUGCAGGGCCAGCGCGAAGCCGGAGCAGCCGCGGUGAAGCUCUUGGGCUCCGCUGAGAGCCCGUUCGUUGCCUCGGCCGCAACAGCUUCAAGCCGCCGCCGCCACUGGGUGAGCGGCCGUCUAUUGUCCUUCUCGGCGGCGAAGGUGCGGAGCUGCUCCGGCUGGGCCCGCGGGGAAGCCCCGGGCGCCGCACGGUCGGGUAUUCCUGAUUUUGCCGGGUGUGUGUCCCUGGAAGACCACGUUUGUGGAGUCUCUGCUCCGUGUCCCCACUGUCUUCAAGUGCCGCCGCCCAGAGUGUCCUGGGUCAUGAAACUUAAUCCACAGCAAGCUCCAUUAUAUGGUGACUGUGUGGUUACGGUGUUGCUGGCCGAAGAGGACAAAGUGGAGGAUGACGUAGUUUUUUACUUGGUAUUUUCGGGGUCCACCCUCCAUCACUGCACAAGUACUCGGAAAGUCAGUGCUGAUACGCUGGAGACCAUUGCUCCUGGUCACGACUGCUGCGAGACCGUGCGGGUGCAGCUCUGCGCUUCCAAGGACGGCCUCCCCGUGUUCGUGGUGGCUGAGCAGGACUUCCAGUUCGUCCAGGAUGAGGCGUACGACGCAGCCCAGUUCCUGGCCACCAGCGCCGGCAAUCAGCAGGCUCUGAACUUCACCCGUUUUCUGGACCGGUCGGGACCCCCGUCUGGGGAUGUGAAUGCCCUUGAUGAGAAGGUCGCCCUGGCAUUCCGACACCUGAAGCUGCCGGCCGAGUGGAACGUGCUGGGCACGGACCAGACGCUGCAUGACGGCGGCCCCCGGGAGACGUUGAUGCACUUUGCCGUGCGGCUGGGCCUGCUGCGGCUCGCGUGGUUCCUGCUGCAGAAGCCGGGUGGCCGCGGGGCCCUCCGCGUCCACAACCAGGAAGGGGCGACACCUGCGAGCCUGGCCCUGGAGCGCGGGCACCACCAGCUGCACCAGCUUCUGACCGAGGAGAACGCCGGAGAACCAGACUCCUGGAGCCGCUUAUCCUACGAGAUCCCUUACGGGGACUGUUCUGUGAGGCACCACCGAGAGCUGGACGUCUACACGUUAACCUCUGAGUUCGAAGCGCACCAUGAACCCCCAUCUCCGGGAGACCAUUGCACUGGACACAUCUUUAAACUUAGGAACAUCCAGCAGCAGCUAAUGAAAACAAACCUUCAGCAGAUGGACAAUCCUAUGCCCUUAAUGGUGCCAGCACAGGAUCCUUCAGGUGUGCCCGCUGCCCAAGACACAGACGGCCAGCUCCUCUGCUGCACGUCGGCCCCCAGGGACGGGACCCAGCGCUCUCUUCCCGAGGACCCUGUGAGCUGUCCGUGCUGCCAAGGGGGCACUGCCCGGGAGAUUGCAAGUGCCUGCGAUUUGUCGGCCGUGGCUAAGGAAGAGCACUCAGACUGUUCCUGCAGGAGGAAAACCGCAAGCGUGGAGAGAAGAGGGGAAGAGGCGGGGGCAGCACACACCGUGGCCCUCAGAGCCGCGUCUGGGCCCAGCAGCGGCCCACAGAGCGUGCCAGGGGGCGAGGGCACAGGGGGCGUCCCCUGCUGUGGAAUCGGAGAUGGAGAAACUGGAACAAACUCUGCCACGCUGGCCACAGACCAGGAGCCUCCAGGCACUGGAGACCACAUCCCACAUGGAGAUGUGGUCGUGCAGCCGGGCACCGCCCCCGCUCCGCAUCAGUCCGGAGGUGAGCUGGCCGUCGGUGCCCCAGCCACUGCAGGGGACCCAGAAUGUGGUCUCGAGAACACAGACGCCGCCACCCAGAAGAGCGCACUGGAGGUCGGGGGAAGCACCGAGGAAGAGUUCUCGGACUCUGGUAUCAGCCCGGCUGGAGCCUGUGACGGAAGAGGCCCCGGAAGGCCUGCAGAGGAGGCCAGCGCCCCGCACGGUGUGGCUGCCGCUCCCCUGGACGCCCCCCGGCCUGCCGAGUGUUUGCCUACAGUGAGUAACGGAGAGGCCUCCGCUGUCUGCACUGCAGCAGCUGACACUGCACAAGGCUGUGAGGGGGGUGCCGGGACCCCGGCAGAUCCGAGCCCCCCGCUGGUGCCGGCUGCUGCAGAAGCCCCGCCUGCGGAUGGGCCCAAGCCCUGCGCUGCCCCAGCGAGCGUGAUUGUGGCCGUGUCGCCCUCUAACCUGACCUUUCCCGAGCCCCAGAAAGACACAGCAAACCAGAAGUCAGAAAUGGAAUUGUCUUCCCUGCAAAGCCCAAACAGCGGACAGUCUGUCUGCCCUCCCGCCGGAGGGGACGAGCCGCGUGCUGCCUCCGAGUGGCAGCAGAACACGGUGACUUCUGGUGGCGUGUUGGCCGCAGGAUGCUGUGAUGACACAGUCACCUGGCCUGACAGCAGCCCCCCAGGACUGCCCCCCGCACAGCGUCCACACCCCGCCGCCUGCCGUGCAGGGCCGCAGGCUAGCCCAGCCUCCCCCGCCGGCCCCGUGUGGGAUACCCAGGAACAUGUGGAGUUGCAUCCUCUACAAGUUUCAGAUGAAAACAGACAUGGAGAAGAUUUGAAAUCAGAAACCUCCUCGACGAGCACACCCGGGGUGCGUCCGUGUGCCGCUGCCCCCGGAGCUGAGGAGGAGCUGGUGCCGGACCAGGCAGUGACAUCACACAGGACUUCUUCCCUGGCAGGCAGUCCGGGCCGUGAAUCAGUAACCAAAGAUGACGCGCCUUCUCUUGUCCCCUCCCAGAAAGAAAAGGGAACAGCAGCUCCCAGACUGCACACAGCUGCCGGCGCUCGGGAUGGCCCCAGCGGGGACGCAGACGAGCCUGGUGGGCAGCCUCUAGAAGACGGCGCCGCAGGCCUGGCCGUGGCCUGCACUGCUCUCCAGCAUCAGCCCGACAUGGGGAAUACCAGCCCCACGGGCCUGGGCGAGGAGCAAGGGGGUCCCUGCCUCUCGGCAGCCCCCGAAGUUCUGCAUCUCGGGGGCGGCACGGACUCCUCCCUGCUGCCUGCGGGUCGGGUGACCGUGGCCUCCGGUUCCGUUUUGACUGAAGAAAGGAAAAAUCUGGUGCUUCCAGAAAGCUCUGAAGCUCAGGGACAGGGUGGCGGGGAGAAAGCAGUGACUUGUUCCUCCAUGCAGGAAGACACGCUUUCCUCAGGAACGUUUCAGGAAGAGCAGAUGGCACCACCUCUCCGACCCGAGGCACAGGGACUCUGUGGAGAGCCCGGGCCUGCUGGCCGUGCGGAGGACAAAGCCCUCGAGCUCAGUGACGGGCCCGGCACACCCUCGGCCUGCCCCGAUGCAGGAACUCAGCUAAACAAGGAAGUGGCCCCACCAGUCCCGCCGCCGCCUGGAGGUGGGGCUGCACCGAGCCCGGUGCCGCGGGGGGCCGGGGGGCCUGCGGGGCCCCGCCAGGAAGGCCUGGGUGCGGAGCCGGGCAGCGAGGCUCCCUCGCCAGGACUCUUGCCGGCCGGGGCUGCGGCCCAGCCAUGCCCUCCAGCUCCUGCCCUGGGUGGUGGAGUGCAGAACCUUGAAUCCCAGGGAACAGACCCUGCUUGCGAGGCGAGCAGAAAGGCGGCAUCGGAUGUCGCCGUGGCUGCCGCUUUACCAGGUGCCAUUGGGGCCAGGGGCCAGGCUGCAUCACACAACACUCAAGACCUGGUUCCAAAAGCCUCGUUGAGCCAGGAGAAGAUGAUCCUGGGGCCGCCACGGCACUUACCAGACAGCGGUGUGACUGACCCACAGGGCGCCACAGCCCCAGAGACGCUACCUCUUGGGUGGAAGGAGGCAGAGCGCGGCAGCUGCUUGGGCAGCUCUGGAGAGGCACCGGUGGACGCCCAGGUGCGUCACACCCUGCAGCAGCCUGCUGCCACAGAGUUCCCCCCGGAGACCGGGGUCCCACGCCCUGGUGAGCAGGCCCCAGGGGGGGAGAGGGGCGCUCCCCCUCCGCCCUGUGCCGCGCAUCUGCCCGAGAGAGCCGACUCCAUCGAGGAGGCCGCGAGUCGCAUAGUGGAGGCCGUCCUAGAUCAAGUCAAGGCCUCGGGAGCACUCCUCACUGGGCUGGGGACCAGUCACAUGUCACCGUCCAGUCCUCCAGAGUCAGGCCGAGUGACCGAGCGGCUGGAGAGUGCUUCUGCAGGGAACGUGAAUGCUUUUGUGCCUGGGCAGACCCCACAACCGGGCAGUGUUCGUGAAGAAGCCCCUGGUGGCCUUGUGGGGUGCUCUGCUGAAAGCGGGGAGCCGGAGAAGAUGAGUCUGCCUGCUGACAGACCUGAGCCGGCCACAGAAAUGCCAGACCUGAAAGCUGCCGAUGAGGUGGAUUUUCGGAGUGACGGGAGGACGGGCGUGGCCUCUGCAGACAUGGCCACCGCCGCGGAGAUGCAACCAGGCCCGAAGACCCAGGCGAUAAACCGAGAGAGCUGGUGUGCAAUCAAGCCGUGCCCUGACGCAGCGUCUCUGUUGGCUCCCACACAGAGCCCAGGAUGUGACAGCUUCCUAGAUGUUGGCCUGGGCAGAGAGUGUGCCUCAAAACCAGGGGUGCUCAAACGAGAAUCCGGGAGUGACUCUGACCUCUUCCAGUCACCCAGCGAGGAAGUGGACAGCAUCAUCUUCUCCAAGCCCGAGGAGGAGCAGUCAGUCUGUGACAUCACUGGGUCCAGUUCUUCCACCGAUGACACGGCGUCCUUGGGUCGACACUCCUCUCACGGCAGUGACGUAUCCCUCCCCCAGAUUUCAAAUUUGAACAGGUCCAGAGAUCAGCAGUGCCCCGACAGCUCCUACAGCCAUGGGGCAGGAGCCGAGGGCCGAGAGAGUGAGGGCGAAGCUGCUGGCUCAGGCGAGAUGGACGAGGAGGAGAUGGACAGCAUCGCCGAAGUGCCCGCCAACCGCUCUGUGCUGAGGGGCUCCAUGCGCUCCCUGUCCCCUUUCCGGAGGCACAGCUGGGGUCCCGGGAAGAACGCGGCCAGUGAUGCAGAAAUGAACCAGCGCAGUUCAUUGCGAGUUCUUGGGGACGUUGUCAGGAGACCCCCCAUUCAUAGGAGAAGUAUGAGCUGGUGUCCUUCUGGUGUCCGAUACUCUGCCGCCCUGAGUGCCGACUUUAAUUGCAGAAGUUUCAGCCUAGAAGGCUUGACCGGAGGAGCUGGUGUCGGAAACAAGCCGUCCUCAUCUCUAGACGUGAACUCUGCAAACACCAAACAGCUCAGGCACCCUUUCAGUGGGGAGGAAAGGGGUGACUCUUUGGUGUCGCUUUCAGAAGAGGAUCUGGAAUCAGGCCAGAGAGAACACAGGAUGUUUGAGCAGCAGGCAUGUCACAGAUCUAAACAACAGGGAUUUAAUUACUGCACAUCAGCCAUUUCUUCUCCAUUGACAAAAUCCAUCUCAUUAAUGACCAUCAGCCAUCCGGGCUUGGACAGUUCACGGCCUUUCCACAGCACCAGUGCUAACCUGACCGAGAGUAUCACAGAAGAGGCGUAUAGUUUCCUGCCUCAGAGCCCCUCCAAGAAAGACUUUGAAGGGAAGAGUGGAACCAAAGUCAGUCGCACCUUCAGCUACAUCAAGAAUAAAAUGUCCAGCAGUAAGAAGAGCAGAGAAAAGGAAAAAGAGAAAGAGAAAAUCAAGGAGAAGGAGAAAGAUUUGAAGGAGAAGGAGAAGGACAAGAAGACUAUCAACGGGCACACGUUCAGCUCCAUCCCUGUCGUGGGUCCCAUCAGCUGCAGCCAGUGCGUGAAGCCUUUCACCAGCAAGGACGCCUACACUUGUGCAAGUUGCAGUGCUUUCGUCCAUAAAGGCUGCAGGGAGAGUCUGGCCUCCUGUGCGAAGGUCAAGAUGAAGCAGCCCAAGGCCAGCCUGCAGGCACACGACACGUCUUCGCUGCCCACGGUCAUCAUGAGAAGCAAGCCCUCCCAGCCCAAGGAGCGCCCCCGGUCCGCGGUCCUCCUGGUGGAUGAGACCACGGCCGCUCCCAUGUUUGCCAGUCGGCGGUCCCAGCAGCCGGUCUCCCUCUCCAAGAGCGUCUCCAUACAGAACAUUGCGGGCGUUGGCAAUGAUGAGAACAUAUCAAACACCUGGAAGUUCCUGUCUCAUUCGACAGACUCACUCAACAAAAUCAGCAAGGUCAAUGAGUCCACAGAAUCGCUCACCGAUGAGGGAGUAGGUACAGACAUGAAUGAAGGACAGCUGAUGGGGGACUUUGAGAUGGAAUCCAGACAGCUAGAAGCAGAGUCCUGGAGUCAAAUAGUGGACAGCAAGUUUCUGAAACAGCAGAAGAAAGAUGUGGUCAAGCGGCAAGAAGUGAUUUACGAGCUGAUGCAGACCGAGCUGCACCACGUCCGCACGCUCAAGAUCAUGAGCGACGUGUACAGCCGAGGGAUGAUGACCGAGCUGCUCUUCGAGCAGCAGACGGUGGGGAAGCUGUUCCCCUGUCUGGACGAGCUGAUCAGCAUCCACAGCCAGUUCUUCCAGAGGAUCCUGGAGCGGAAGAAGGAGUCCCUGGUGGACAAAAGUGAGAAGAACUUUCUCAUCAAGAGGAUCGGGGAUGUGCUUGUGAAUCAGUUUUCGGGGGAGAACGCCGAGCGCUUAAAGAAGACGUACGGCAAGUUUUGUGGGCAGCACAACCAGUCUGUAAACUACUUUAAAGACCUUCACACCAAGGAUAAGCGGUUUCAGGCCUUUGUGAAGAAGAAGAUGAGCAGCUCCGUCGUGAGGAGGCUGGGAAUCCCGGAGUGCAUACUGCUGGUGACGCAGCGGAUCACCAAAUACCCGGUGUUGUUGCAGAGGAUCCUGCAGUGUACCAAAGACAACGAGGCGGAGCAGGAGGACCUCACUCAGUCGCUGAGCCUGGUGAAGGACGUGAUCGGAGCCGUAGACAGCAAAGUGGCAAGUUACGAGAAGAAAGUGCGUCUCAACGAGAUUUACACGAAGACAGAUAGCAAGUCGAUCAUGAGGAUGAAGAGCGGCCAGAUGUUUGCCAAGGAGGAUUUGAAGCGGAAGAGGCUGGUGCGGGACGGGAGCGUGUUUCUGAAGAACGCGGCAGGGAGGCUGAAAGAGGCUCAAGCAGUUCUCCUUACUGACAUUUUAGUUUUCCUUCAAGAAAAAGACCAGAAAUACGUCUUUGCAUCACUGGACCAGAAGUCAACAGUGAUCUCUCUGAAGAAGCUGAUUGUGCGAGAGGUGGCGCACGAGGAGAAAGGGCUCUUCCUCAUCAGCAUGGGCAUGAAGGACCCCGAGAUGGUGGAGGUGCACGCCGGCUCCAAGGAGGAGCGGAACAGCUGGAUCCACGUCAUCCAGGACACCAUCAACACCCUGAACAGAGAUGAAGACGAGGGCAUUCCUAGCGAGAACGAGGAAGAGAAGAGGAUGCUGGACAGCAGAGCCCGGGAAUUAAAAGAACAACUUCAGCAGAAGGACCAGCAGAUCCUCCAGUUACUGGAAGAGAAGGAGAUGAUCUUCCGGGACAUGACUGAGUGCAGCACUCCCUUGCCCGAGGAGUGCUCCCCGACUCACAGCUCUAGGGUCCUCUUCCGCUCCAACACAGAAGAGGCGCUCCGAGGAGGACCUUUAAUGAAAAGUGCAAUAAAUGAGGUGGAGGUCCUUCAGGGUUUGGUGAGCAGCAGCCUGGCAGGCACACUUGGGCAGGCGGUCAGUAGCCCUGCUGAGCAGGAAGGCACGGUGGGUCCCGUUUCCUUGCCCCGGAGAGCAGAGACCUUUGGAGGAUUUGACAGUCAUCAGAUGAAUGCUUCUAAAGGAAGUGAGAAGGAAGAGGGAGAGGAUGGCCAGGAUCUUAGAAGAACGGAGUCAGACAGCGGUCUGAAAAAGGGUGGAAAUGCCAACCUGGUAUUUAUGCUUAAAAGAAACAGUGAGCAGGUCGUCCAGAGCGUGGCUCACCUGCACGAACUCCUCAGCGCACUGCAGGGAGUGGUGCUGCAGCAGGACAGCUACAUCGAGGACCAGAAGCUGCUGCUGGCCGAGCGCGCGCUCACCCGCAGCGCGUCUCGGCCCAGCUCACUGGCGGAGCAGGAGAAGCAGCGCAGCCUGGAGAAGCGGCGCCAGGAGCUGGCGGACCUGCAGCGGCAGCAGGCGCAGCACCUGGACGAGAAGCGGCGGCGCGAGCGCGAGUGGGAGGCCCGCGAGCGCGCGCUGCAGGAGCGCGAGGCACGGCUGGCGCAGCACGAGCAGGACGUGCGCCAGGGCCGCCAGGACCUCGAGCGCGACCGCGACGAGCUGCAGCUCAAGAAGGGCGCCUACCAGUGCGACCUGGAGAGGCUGCGCGCCGCCCAGAAGCAGCUGGAGCGGGAGCAGGAGCAGCUGCGCCGGGACGCCGAGCGACUCCGCCAGAGGCAGGCGGAGCACGCCGCCUGCCAGGUGUCUCAUCAACACACAAAGCUGCUGAGGAUCCCAUCCUUCCUUCCGAAUCCCGAGGAGUCCCCCGUGCCGUUGGUCCCUUCGAUAGCCAAAUCAGGGUCACUGGACUCAGAACUCUCGGUGUCCCCAAAAAGGAACAGCCUCUCUCGGACACACAAAGAAAAGGGGCCUUUUCACAUACUGAGUUCCACCAGCCAGACGAACAGAGUAGCAGAGGGUCAGAGCCAGGCCCCUGUGCCCGCCUCCACGCGCCUGUUCGGGUUAGCUAAGCCCAAGGAGAAGAAGGAGAAGAAAAAGAAGAACAAAGGAAGCCGCUCCCAGUCCGGUGAUGGCCCCGCGUCAGAAGUGCCCGCAGAGGGUGAGGAGAUCUUCUGCUGACCCUGCCCGUGGCUGCCAGCCCCCCGUCCCGCCGUUCCUGGGUGUGCUCUCACCGUGGACGCCCAUGCUGCCCGGGUCCGGGACCAGGACCAGAUGGUCUCGAAUGUCAGGGUGGGGCAGGAGGCCCGGGACUGGUGGAACCGGCCCCACUGACGAUGUUCCACCGGAAGUAGUGGCCCCUCAAGUCCGGGCGCUGGUUUGGGGACACGUCAGGAACUCCUAAAGGCUGAAAGAUGUUUGUUUCUAAGUAAGGUCUGAAAUUCCCGCUGCCUUUUAUUUGGGGGACACAGCAGUCAAACAAGCAGACAGUUGGGACUUCGUCUGUGUGCAUAUAGGUACCCGUCUGCAUGUACAGAAGUGGGUGCCGUCCAUGGCAGGCGCCCGGCCCUGCUCAGGUAGUGUGCGGGCACCUGGGGCUCCAUCCCCCGGUCCUCGGAGGCGGUUUUCCCGUAGCCUUACCCUGUGCUCACCUCGCCCCUCUUUGCAUCUCUCUCUCAUUUCAUUUUGGAAGGGAAGGCAAACAUUUGUGGAAACCAGUGAGGGAAGGUGUGAUGUGUUUAAAAAGCAUCUAUACAUGCACGUUCUGCACCAUCCUGAUUCUGGUAUUCCAGCUAUUUAAAAAGAAAAAAAAAUCUGAUUUCAACAUCAAAUCCAAAGAAACCCUCUCCUGGCUUCCUAAGAUGUUUGCCUACAUAUUCAGGGCACAGAUGAAGUAGAGUCUCCUCCUCAUCUUUCCUGCAUUGUGACACUUUUUGGUUGUCACUGACCCGCAGCCUCCCCAGGGAAGCCGCUGCUCUGGCAGCGAGGUUGUCCCCACCCUGUUACCAGGACAACCAGCCAAGUAGUUUCCGGUGAAGGAGUCACCACCAGUGCAGACAGAGGGGAGCGCUGGCCCGGGUGUGUUCUCGCUCUGUACUGGGGAGGCCAAAUCUGAAGGUCUGCUGGCUAUUGUGCGCCCCCUCGGAGGCGCCCCAGAUGCUGCCUGGGCCGUCUGCUCUUUCUUGUCCCCACUGCGGGCAAUCUGUGUGUGCUUGAGGCUUGUCACCAGCCGGUGGGAGCAGGACAGGGUGUGGAGUCGUCCCCCCGAGGCCCCGUGUGCCUGCUGGGUUCACCGCCUCCCUGCAGGGGCAGGGAGAGCCUGGAGAAGUCUGUGCUUUCAGUGCGCCCUUCAAUUCCCGCGCGGUGGCCCUCAGGAGCAUGGGUCUGGAACACACUUUUUGGAAAAACAAAACCUGUACCUUGGUGCUUGUUGAUGAAUUGCAAGCUGGCCUUGCAGAUGGAGAUAUUUAUCUUUCAGUUUAUUUGAAAGAGGUCUGCUUUAAAAUUUUUAGCUUAGGUUUAUUUAUUUUGUGUGUGUGUGUGUGUGUAUGUGUGUUUUAAGGGUAAACAUACCAGCCCAACGGUUUCGGCUCCCUGAUCCAUGCAGAACGGGCAGAGGCAGCUGUGGGGCCCGCUCCUCAGUGUCUGUCCAAGUGCCUGAGGGCCUAGAAGAAAAUGAGGGGCUGGGCAGGGGGUCCGCGUCCUACCCUCCUCCCACUCCCCUCCCCUCCUUGAGCUCGAGUUGUCUUCCUCGUUGCUGGGGAGGAGAGAAACUUGCCACCUGUGAGUCACGUUUGCUUCUUUCUAUUCUGGAGAGCCUCCCCUUCAGAAGCAGACUCUCCGAUCCAAACCAGCUGAUCUUUUCAGCUACGAUGUGUGCACCCCCUUCCCCAAGACCCUAACAGUGAGAAGGCAGAGGACUUCUGGCCCCAGCCCGUACAGCUCCGAGCUACGGUCCUGCCAGCGCCACGGUUUCCUCCGAUCCACAGGGAGCCAGCUGCGGGGAAUGGCCCCAGCGGGUGGAACCUGCAUUCCUCCUCUGUGUCCCCAUAGGCCAGGCCCCCAUUCCUGAGACUGGCCCUCCCACGUAGGCGCUGUGGACACAGGGUUUCUGUCCAUUGCGGCCCAGCUUGACGGUAAUUUGAAGGUCCCUUUCACUCCCAACCCGCUACAAGGUUUAAGUUGUUUUGGCCGGUGGUUUUUUCAAACAGAUUUCUCCCGCCCCCACACCCCAGGAACUCUGCUUGUGUUGCGGUUAGACAGGUGUGGAAUCGGAAUGGGAACGUCGCCCUCCCGCACAGCGUGGUCCACAGCGCAGAGAACUGCCUCCUCAGACCUGUGCUCUGACGUGCCCCCCUCCCCAACCCCCUGUGAACUUCAGCUCCGGGGGGGCACUGUGCUUGCAGGUCUACCUGGGUUGUUGCUGCUUGUGACCCGGGGCUGCCCUGGGGCCAUCUGCCAGCGGGGUGGGGGACUCAGCCCUGGUUCUCCGUAGUGUCCGCCUGGUAGGACACGCUCAUCCAGCAGGCUCAAGAAAUCAGAUGCCUGACGUUAAGUUUUGGGGGAUAGAGACAACCCUCCGGGCCCCCAGAUUUCCAGAAUCUAGUGAAUUUCCUGUAAGGAGGCUGCGUCCUUCUCAAAACUUCUAUCAUCUCAGAAGCUGUCAUCCCGUGUGGGUGACAUGUGCACUUUAACUGCUGUCAUCUGUUGGCUUCAGUUUUGAGACAAUCGGCUGUGUUCGUGGGGGGUUGAAAACCUGCAAUUUACAUAAUCCAGCCUUGGCCAACAUUCCAUUCUCUGCCCCCACGCGAGCGACCUGUGGGCCAGAGGUCCUUGUCACGUUUGGUUUGGAAAGGUACGAAUCCUACCUUUUUCCCCUCUUAUGUCUCAGGGUAGCACCACUAAGUUAUCCCUUCCAGAAGGUUCUCCCUCAUUAGAGCCCCUAGUAUCAGUAGCACAAUUUUUUAAGACCCCCCGGGGGUUUGCUGUACCUGGUGUGGGGGUUGAUAAACUAGGCUUCGCCUUAAGUGAGGGGUAGACGCAGACCUUCGAAGCCAGCACUCUAUCCGGAAGUUGCCGUUCUCAGAAGUACUUGCUAUUUCGUCCCCUGGUCUCUGAGGUUGCUUUUCCAUAGGCAGUUCUUUCUUCCCGAGGAUUUUGGUCUUUGCACGGGGCUGCAGUCCACUCCGGUGUUGACGCAGCCAGGCCUCGUGCGGGGUCACUGGGCUUCAGAGGCCAAAGACAGGGUGGCUUGGAGGGGACCCCAGACUCUGUAUCGGACCCCCUGCCAGUGCUCAGACGCCCUUGGGAUGUGGAAGCCCAGAAACAGCCCCUCGGCUGAGACGGUGGCAGUGGUCGAGGGAGACGUGGGGCCUGCUUGCCUUCCGUUGGGACACGUGUGCCGGGUCCCAGCCUGUCGCUCUCGCUGAUCUGCAGAGACAGAGGAGAGGGUUGCGGUUUGCGUCUUCCAGUUCCUUCCAGCCUGACCUUCCUAGUCAACCAGGAGCUUUGGAACCUACCGCCUGCUGGCCAGGUUUUAAAACAAAAAGUAUUUUAAUGCUGCCAUGGAAGGGGGGAAAAGCCUUUUCUUUCCUCGCACUCCUCUAAUUUGUCCAAAGAUUGACAGGCCUUGAGUUAUUUCUCCAUCUCGCUAAGGUUUAAAGUCCUCCGGCCACCGACCAUGCGACCUGCUCCAACACCCACCAAGCCCGGCCCGUGCUGGGGGCUCCUUGCUGCCCCCCCCCCCCCGCACCCUCCCCCGGCCUGAGCUCUCCUGCCAGGGAGCCGCCCGGUCAGCUUGCCCGCGGUCACGGUUCAGCCUGUGGUUGUGUGUGUCCUUCCCUGCCGGGGGCGCGGGGAGACGCGCGGACACGCAGGACGGUGACCCCCAUACACCUCAUACCUCUGCUUCUGUCGUUUUCGGAUGCUACACGAACAUUUCUGUGCUAGAUUCUCUGAAAUGAAAAGGGGUUAAAACCCAGAUGCUGUAUAUUAAUUUGUAAUUAUGUAUAAAGUAAAGCAGUUUUAAACUGUAAAAAUUUCUUUCAGUGUGUUUUCUGGGAUUUUGCCACAACAUACGGUCUUUGUAUUUUAUUUAUCUUCCUUUCUAGUUAUUGGCGUCAGACUCCACUUGUAAAGUCCUCUCCUCCCUUUCAAAAAAUAAAUGUCCCUCAAGUCUC